Molecule: messenger RNA, 2463 nt
Organism: Periophthalmus magnuspinnatus
Lineage: Eukaryota; Metazoa; Chordata; Actinopteri; Gobiiformes; Gobiidae
Gene: neil3
Product: nei-like DNA glycosylase 3
Exons: 10
Coding region: 130-1839 (569 amino acids)
Biological process (GO): base-excision repair
Cellular component (GO): nucleus
Molecular function (GO): zinc ion binding; DNA N-glycosylase activity; DNA-(apurinic or apyrimidinic site) endonuclease activity
Source: RefSeq, a predicted model, not a curated record
GACUCAAACGUUGUGGCGCGGCGCAGAGCUGUCAUACUUUCAUAACACACCGCCACAUGCGUCGGUUUUGCUGUUAUCAAACUGUGAUUUUACGGUGAUCCGGUGAAUAAAACCGGGACUAAACUAAACAUGGUGGAGGGUCCGGGCUGUACUUUGAACGGAGAGAAGAUUCGCGCCAGAAUACGGAAAGGACAGACGAUAAAAGAGAUCAAAGGAAGCCUGGCUAAUUCAACAACCAAACCAGGGGGAAGUCCAUUCCACAGUCUCCAUGGAGUCCAGUACAGUGGAGUAGAAACUCUGGGGAAAGAGCUCUUCAUGUACUUUGGCCUAAAGGCUUUACGAGUUCAUUUUGGCAUGAACGGCUCUCUGCGCAUCAACCCUACAGUUCUGAAGGAGAGGAGUGGUCAGAGCCAGAAACCAGCUUUGGAGAUCCACCUGACUAAUGACACCGUGUGCUUUUUCGACACCACUGUGGAAAUCAGGUGGACAGAGGACUGUGAGCAGAGGGUGCGUUCCUCCUCCCACCUGGAUGUGUGCUCUCCCACGUUCAGCAUGCCCCGCUCAGAGGAGGCAGUGAGGGCCCAGGGCGGUCGGAUGCUCUGUGACGUGCUCCUGGAUCAGAGUGUCAUGCCAGGAGUGGGCAACAUCAUCAAGAACGAAGCUCUGUUUGACUCUGGCCUCCAUCCAGCUGUCAAGGUGCAACAGCUGACGGACAAGCAGAUCCACCAUUUGGUCAAGAUGACGCGAGACUUCACUCUACUUUUCUAUAAGUGUCGUAAGUCUGGCUCGCCCCUGCACAGACAUUACAAAGUCUACAAGCGGCCUCAGUGUGGCCAGUGCAGUCAUGUGAUCACCGCGUGUCGCCUGGGAGACCACGGCCGCAUGACGUACUUCUGCGAGCGCUGUCAGAGAGGAGAUCCCAGUGGACUGGAUGUCAGUAUGUUGCCAGUGAGGAACAGUCUGAUUGGCUGGGUGUACAGGGAGCAGCCAGAGGAGUGUGUGGGGAAGAAGGAGGAGGAGGACUGGAUUUGUGAAGUGUGCACCCUCAUCAACCCUCCAGAGUGUGCAGCCUGCGACGCCUGCCUCACAGCCAGACCCAAGGUCCACACAGAAGCCAACAACCCUGGGUCCUCCCCCUACCCCAGCGACCUGAUCAAAUACCCCUGCACCGCCUUCAAAAAGCCUGACCAAGACCUCAAGCUCAACUGGAGGUCAGCAUUCGGCACCUCCACCCUGGUCUUUUCUGACCUUACCCCCAACAAUAACAACAACAACCAGCUAAAGCCGCUGAACUCCCCACGCAGUGCUCAUCUGAAUUCUACCGCGCAAGGUUCACACAAACACAACAUCUGCCAAGGGACCAGCAGCCCCAAUUAUGCCUCUGGUGGCUGGGACAAGCACGAUGCGGCAGCAGGGUACUCCGCUGGGGAAAACAGUCACCCAUCCAAGAAAAUGAGAAUUGAUAACGGGACCCCCAACUCACGUGUUCCCACGGCGACAGCAGCAGCAGCAGCUAGCCUCAGCUCCUCCGUGCCUCCGUGUCCCAGUGCACCGUGUUGCUCCACCCACAGUCGGCCAGCUGCCCUCCGAGUGGUCCACAAACACGGAGAGAACAAGGGACGCAUCUUUUACACCUGCUCACUGCCCCCGGAGACCAAAUGCAACUUCUUUGAGUGGGCUGACUCGUACUUCCCCUUUUGUCACCAUGGGAAACGCUGCCUAAUGAGGACAGUUCUCAAACUAGGGCCCAACAACGGCAGGAACUUCUAUACCUGCAGUUUGAUAAAGGGUAAACAAUGUGACUUUUUCCAGUGGGCAGUGAACGCACCAGGCUGUUAGCAGUCCUGGAUUGUUAGGGCACGCUAAAGAAAACGACUAGCGACUGUUAAAUGUAUAUACACAACAGAUGUAUAGUUUUGUCUGACUUUGAAAAUGUGUAACUUUGCCUGUGUCUCAGAAUGCCAAAUAACUUUUGCAACUUUACAUACUACGCCCUCUUUAAAUUUUGUCUAAAGCUGACUUUUUGGAGCUUUUUACCAUAUUAUAUUAUUGUUCCCAUGCCUGAACAGGAUUUAGAUGUCACUCAUGCAUGUUUGAAUAAUCUUGCGAUCUCUCCCGGGUACUAUUCGAAUACUCCUCACGGUUAGCAUGAUCUGUGAAAAAAAUAAACUGAAACUUAUAUUUAAAUAUGUUGUUUUCAGCAAAUAUAGCAUUUCCAGAGAGUUAAAAGGUAACAUGUACCCCCUCUUUAAAUAUGCAACAAAUGUACCGUAUUAUUAUCCAACUUUUAAAAAAAUUAUAACUUUGUGCCUGAAAACACCAAAUUUCUAUAACUUUUAAUGUUUUAUAUGCGUUUUGAAUACAUGUCCUCAGAGCAUUAUAAAUUAUGCUGUGUUCAAUAAAGAAUGAAGUGAACCAUACAAUUUAUGUACAAUUUAAUAUUUACACAUUAAAAUCAUAUAA